CGGGAAUCCAUUCGUAAAUUAAAAUCGUGUCUAGUACUUCUUGAUGGUUUUUCUUAUUAAAGCCAAGCGUUGUUUGUGCGCCUCAGUGACAGCAGCACGUUUAUAUGGACGCAGCUCGUCUGUUCCAAAUCCAGAAAAACGUCAAUACGCCAUUUGAUAAAGUUAUAAGCAAUAUUGAAAAUAAAAUGUCAUUGGACGAGACAACAGCUAACAUGCAACUAACUGAAAAUACUGAAGACAACGAUGGUGUUGAUAAUGCUGUCGAUAUGACGUUUACCAAGGAAGUACGCAAAGCUACAAAAGACGUCCAUACUUUGACUGAUGUUUUGGUUAACGCAAAAUUUGCAUUCGCUCUGUCGGACGAUGAAGUUUGGUACGAUGGUCUCUUGGUCUUCUACGAGUUAUAUAAAUUCUUUGAAACACAUUUGCCAGAGCGCCUGCUUCCCAAGGAACUUCAUCGGACCGCUGCCUUUGAGCGUGACUUUGCAUAUUUCUAUGGCUCCGACUGGAAGAAGACUUAUGAGCCGCGUCCGGCUGUCCUAGAAUAUCUCUCAUUGCUAGAGAGUGUCGCCGCCAAAAAUGAAGUGCUCCUCUUCGCCUAUGCCUUUCAAAUGUACAUGGCAUUGAUGUCUGGUGGACAAUUAUUGCAAAAAAAGCGUAUGAUUGCUCGCAAACUGUGGAUCUUUCCCAAAGGCAAUGUCGAGCAGGAGCAAAAACAGGCACAGGCCGAUGCAGCGUUGGCAACUGAUGCUGCAACUGCUGCUAAUAUUGAGCUUGAUGAUAAAGAUUUGAUGGCGCCAAUGCCCGAGCAGGUGACCAUAUGUCCUGUUGGAUGUGAGGCCACAUAUUUUCCCACACGAAUCCCCAAACUCAAGUCGAAGCUGCGGCGCAUAUUCAACGAGCUAUACGGCAAUCUAGACGAACAGACGCGUGCCGAGUACAUUGAGGAAAGUCGCAACGUUUUCCGCCAGAACAUGGAACUAUUGCGCACAGUAAAGGGUGUGAAUAGGGCUAAUCUUAGGAAACUUGCCAUUGCGGUUAUCUUUGUAACCACCAUAUAUGUGGCAUUUAAAUUGGCUGUCAAAUAAGAUGUUAUUUUCAUUAACCUAUAUUUGCAACUAUUAUAUUUGUAGGAUUCCAAUUAGCAUAACUAUAUACGAUUGUUCUCUAGUUUGUAUAUGAAGCAAAGUCAAUAAAUUGCAAGUUAACUUCAUAAUGAAAGUCGCUAUAAUCCAAAAGUUUUAUUUACUUUGAAUAAUAAACCCUUUAAGAAAGAACUAGUCUAAUUGUCUUCUUUUGAUUCAGGAAGGGAUUUAUAGCUGUGCAAUGUUUGCUAAAUCUUUCAUUGUUUCAUAUUCUUUAAAGUUUAAAUUCAUUAUACCCGUUGCCCAUCAUAUAGAUAAUUACUAUUAUUUUUAUUAUUUGAUGGUAAGAGGAAAUCAUAUUUUACAAUUUUAUCGAUCUGAUAAAAGUAACAUUACUAACACUAGACUAAGCGACUCUUUUGGUUCGGGUAAGAUUAUAUGUAUAGUAUCGAUGUUGUUGAUGAAGAAUUUUCUCUUGAGCAUUAGGCUCUCAUUAUUUAUCAUCCGGAAAUGUCGUAUGCUUACAAUAGAUACUCAUAAAUCACAGUGUAUACUGCAUAUUAUCUAAAAGUUUUAAUUAUAUAUUUAUUUAUUUAUUUUUUUCAAUAUUUGACAAUAUAUACCAUAUAAAUAAUA
Messenger RNA from Drosophila sulfurigaster albostrigata, 1721 nucleotides. Its product is annotated as heme oxygenase 2-like. Gene Ontology annotation, biological process: heme oxidation. Lineage: Eukaryota; Metazoa; Arthropoda; Insecta; Diptera; Drosophilidae. The record is from RefSeq and is a predicted model, not a curated record. Gene Ontology annotation, molecular function: heme oxygenase (decyclizing) activity.